UCGGUUUUUCGAAUUCAUUUCGUAUCGUUGAAAUCGUGUAAGUUUUCGGGAGGAAGGCAAGCUGCUAAUUAGCGAUUACCUCUCGUUAACGCGGUACUCUCGAGAAUGAAUAUAAUUAGCACUCGGCUUUGUGAUGGAAGCGCAGCAAAAGCUUCUUCUUCGUUGUCGUCGUUGUUGUCGUCGUCGUCGUCGUCGUCGUCAUAGUCAUAGUCAUAGUCGUCGGUGACGGUGGCGACGACAAAGUCACUUAAAAAUAUUCCAAGUACGUUCGAAGAGUCAUCCUCUCCGAGGGCGGCCGAUGCGACACGGUCCUCUCUACGCAUCGACGAAUCAUCGAGUGCCGUAGUACGUGCACCACUCUGAAAACCGCUUCGUCGUCGACUACUUCGAAGAAACGAAGAAAUUACUUAAAUGGACGAUUACGAUUACGACAGAAGAGGAAGAUCUGCUGGUGGUGGUGAUGGUGGCGGUGGUGGUGGUGCUGGUGGAAGACGCGCCGGCAAAUACCGUGACCCCAAUGACAAUUACGAUGACGAUGAUUUUGAUAUACGAGAAAAAAGUGCACCCGGUGGUGGUGGUGGUGGUGGUGGUGGUGGCCAGGGUACCCUUCAACGAUUGGACAGCAUACAAGAUCCGGAAAAAAGAUAUGUUCUCAAGGAUGUUAUUGGUUCCGGGGUUUGCGGUGACGUUUACGAAGCGAUCGAUCAACAAGCUGGCAACAAAAAGGUUGCGAUUAAAAUACAAAAGCUUACACCGGAAACACAGGCCUUGAUCGUUGAGGAGUACAGAGUUUUGCGAGAUUUUGCUGGACAUUCAAACCUUCCUGACUUCUAUGGGAUUUAUCGUAGAAGAUCUGGAAAGAAAACGGAAUACGAUCAGAUAUGGUUCGUCAUGGAGCUUUGCGAAGGUGGAUCAGUAAUGGACUUGGUGAGAGGUCUCAUCGCUUCGAACAAAAAAAUGCGCGAGGAACACAUCGCUUAUAUCCUUAAAGAGGUAAUCAAGGCAUUGAUACACCUACACGAAAACAAUAUUAUUCAUCGUGACGUACGUGGCAGCAACAUAUUAUUGACGAAAGAGGGCGAAAUAAGGCUAAUUGAUUUUGGAUUAUCGAAAAUGAUUAAAGGAGAAUUAGGUAAAAGAAAUACUUGCAUUGGUUCGCCGAAUUGGAUGGCACCGGAAAUGGUUACCAGUAAGGCUGCUGGUUCUGAUAGCGGAUACGGAAGUCGUGCCGAUGUUUGGGCUGUUGGUAUAACUGCAAUCGAAUUGGCUGAUGGUAAACCACCCUUUCAAGAUAUGCAUCCCACUCGUGCAUUAUUCCAAAUUGUUCGUAAUCCACCGCCGACUCUCUACAGACAAUCCAAUUGGACGCAAAAUUUCAACGAUUUUAUUUCAGAAUGUUUAGAAAAAAAUCCUGACAACAGACCGUUCAUGGCGGAGAUCAUCGAACAUCCAUUUUUAGCGGAAUUACCGGAAAACGAUUAUUUGCUGACUCAAGAAAUAAAAGCAUUGGCUAUGGACGCUUUGGAAAAGGGUAAAGAAGGUAGACAACCGGAAACGAUCGUUCGUAAAAAUUUGUUAAAGACACAUCAAACGAAACCACCGGAAGCUAUGUUCACGGAGGAUCUCGCAGCUCUCGAAAUUUUAACGGAGGAUGCAAUAUUGGACGAGUUGCAGGAAAGAUUGCAACAAGGCCACUUUCAUACAUUUGUCGGGGACGUUCUUUUGAUACUCAAUCCUAACGAGAGACACGACAUUUAUGGACCGCAAGAUCAUACCAAAUAUCAAUGCAAAUCCCGUUCGGAUAAUGCACCACACGUUUAUUCGGUAGCAGAUAGCGCUUAUCAAGACGUACUUCAUAACGAGGAACCCCAACACAUUUUAUUUUCUGGUGAAAGUAAUUCGGGAAAAACGACCAACAUGUUGUAUGCCAUAGAACACCUAAUGUUCCUCGGAAAGAGCUUACAAGACACCGGAUCGAGAUUGUUGCGUGCUUUGAAAGUGAUUCAUGUAUUCAGCAACGCUGCUACACCCCUCAAUCCAAAUUCAACGAGAUGCGUGUUGCAAAUCCAAACGACUUAUGGUUCCUCUGGGAAAGCAUCCGGAGCAAUAUUCUGGCUUUAUCAAUUGGAAAAAUGGCGAGUUUCUACUCGUGACAGGAAUCAAUCGAAUUUUCAUAUAUUUUAUUAUUUUUACGAUGGCCUCGAUGCGGCCGGAAAAUUAAGAAACUAUAAUCUUCCAAGUGGUAGAAGAAUGCGUUAUCUACGAAUAAGCGACAAGGGUAACGAAAGGAAACGAUCUUUCAAAGUUAGAAACGAUCCCGAUGGAAACGUGACAAGAUUUGGAGUUAUGAAAGAAAAUUUGAAGAUCAUGGAAAUGGAGGAAUACUGCGACACAUUGUGGAAAAUAUUAGCUGCCAUUUUGUUGCUCGGAGAAAUACGAUUUGUCGAGGGUAACAAUGGCAUUGCUGAAAUGGACAGCAACGAAACAGCUAACAGAGUCGCGGAGUUGCUCGAUUUGGAUCCCAAAAAAUUUUCAUGGGCUUUAAUGAACUAUUGCUUGAUCAGAAAAGGUGCAGCCGUUCGUAAAAAACAUACCUGCGAGGAAGCAAGAGAAGCAAGGGAUGUAUUAGCGAAUACGAUUUAUCAACGAUUAGUUGAUUGGCUGAUUAACACGAUAAACCUCAAGUUCACGGUUACCCGUACUCUUUUUGGUGACAAAUAUUCCAUAAGUGUCCUCGAUCUUUUCGGUUUCGAAUGUUUCGCGGUAAAUCGUAUCGAACAAUUGUUCGUUAACACGACCAACGAACAAAUGCAGUGUCAUUACAAUCAACGAAUAUUUGCAUGGGAAAUGCAAGAACAAGAAGAGGAGGAUAUAACGAUUCAAAAAUUACAUUUUUACGACAACAAAGAAGCGAUAGAUCAACUGAUGGGAAAGGACACCGGAUUGUUUCACAUUAUAGACGAUGCUUCUAGACAAUUACAGGAUGUUCAAUAUAUAUUUGAAAAAAUCAGACAACGAAUACAAGGGGCUCACAUAAAACAGAUAAGCUCACACGAAUUUACCGUAGCUCAUUAUACCGGAAAACUCGUUUACGAUGCCAGCGAGAUCGCUGAAAAAAAUCGCGACUUUGUUCCACCGGAAAUGAUUGAAACUUUGAGAUUAUCCUCGUUCGAAACGGUCAAACAAAUGUUUACGAACAAAUUAACGAAAUCUGGUAAUCUUACGAUAGUGGUUGAUACACCGCAAAAGGAAGAAAAGAAAACGAAUAAAAGUAAAUGGGAAACUAUAAUGCAAGAAACUACGAAGCUUAGGAAAUACAAUACUGCAUCUAAGGGCCAAUAUUCCCAAACUCGUAAGAUGAGAACCUGCGCGGCAACAUUUCGAUCAUCAAGUUUAGAAAUUUUGAAGAGCCUUUCGUUGGGUGGUGGAAGCGGUGGUAUGCACUUUGUCAGAUGCAUUCGUUCCGAUCUCGAGGGUACACCGCAAGGUUUCUAUCGUGACGUAGUGAGACAACAAAUCAGAGCACUAGCCGUAUUAGACACUGCCAAGGCUAGACAACGAGGCUACCCUUACAGAAUAACUUUUCAGGAAUUCCUUCGAAGAUACAAAUUUUUGGCAUUCGACUUCGACGAGAACGUAGAAAUGACCAAGGACAAUUGUCGAUUGCUAUUAGUGAGAUUAAAAAUGGAAGGAUGGAUAAUCGGUAAAACUAAAGUAUUUUUAAAAUAUUACAACGAGGAAUAUUUGUCGCGAUUGUACGAGACCCAAGUGAAGAAAAUCGUCAAAGUUCAAUGCAUGAUGAGAUCAUUUUUGGCGCGGAAAAAUAUCGCGACCAAGGUAGUUAAUCUGAAGAAACAAAUUGUGAAGAAAGCGUCGAUAAAGAAAAAGGAACCGUCGACAGAGUUGUCUCAAGAGGAUGCAGCAUUGAUGAUACAAAAAGCGUACAGGGGUCAUGUUGCGAGGAAGGAAACUGCUCCGUUGCUGAAGGGGGAAAUGGAUCAGGAGACGAAGGACUUCAUCAAAUUCUACAGCAGCAAAUGGAGAUCGAAGACCAUAUUUCAAGUCCUCCUACAUUACCGUGCAGCCCGCUUUCAAGACCUCGUGCAUUUUUCGCAACAAGUUCAUUUGUUCAAUCAAGCGAUAGCGGUGACGCUAGAAGCGACGAAUGAACGCAUACCGUUAGAUAAAAUCGACCCGGGCAUCAAAGCAUCCGCAUACUUAGGCCAGACCAAACCACCCCAAGUUCACAAGUUACCCUUCGACAUUUAUCGCGAAAUGCCAUACUUCGAUACGAGUUACAUGAGCAAUCCUACGGGGAAAAAGAACAAGAAAACUGGAUCGAUGUCGUCAUCGGCUUCUGACGACGAGCACGAGCCCUGGGACGCCCCAUUAAGGAGACAAACGGUGGCAUGCAGCAACAUCGUCAACUCUCGUACCAGAGACGUCGAGGUUCAAACGACGAAUUCACCACAUCGCGUGGUGCAACAACGCCCAUCGGGCAGCGGGGGACAGAGUCUGAUCAACACUCCGUUUUCCAGAGACCCGAAUAUCCCGGUCCGAUGUCCACCGGAAGAUUCAACAACCCGGCCGAAAAUCAGCAACACCGGAUUACACCAAGCCGCGAUCGAUCGUAGUCCUAUUGGAUCUUCUAACGCUCAUAAUCCUCGCUCAAAUAAUUACGAGAAUACGGGGUCGGUACGUUCUAAGAAACAUGCACCCCCUCCUCCAAUUCCAUACGGCCGAGUAUCACCAGCCCCGAUACGUAACUACGAUGUUCAUCACAAUUCGGAAACUCGAACCCGAAAUAAUUUAGAUACCGGUAACGAUUGGGAAUUCGAAGACAAAGUUAAUCGAAAUACCAGUAAUGUCCUACCCAGCAAUCGUCCUAAUCCUAUACAAGAGUUACAAAUGUUGGGUCGUAGAAACAACAACGACGACGGCAGCGGUGGCGGGGACGAUCAACCACCAUUUAACUUUCAGGCCAUGCUGAGAAAAACUCCUCAUCAACGUGCCUCGAUGAAACGUAAUGCCAUUUAUGACAGUUACGUUCCUUCCGCAUCACCUUACGGACGUCCAAUCAGCCACGAGGAUCAAUACGAGUCCAAUGUCGUUUACAGAAGCAGCGGAAGCCGGAGAGAUUCCUCCGAAUGGAGUCCCAACGAAAUGAUCAGAAUGUCGGAAAAGUAUGGUAGAGAAGGUGCAUGGUCUGCUGGUGGGGAUCGCAGCAACAAUACUGGCGACGUUUCUGAAAGUAUCACCACAGAACUUGCUCCUGGAAUUGUCGUCGAAGGCUACGUCUCUGAACUCUAAAUUCGACAAAAAUUUGAAAAAAAAAGAAAGAAAGACAGAAAGAAAGAGAGAGGUAAAAUAAAAACAGAGCAAAUAGUUAAUCACUUAGAAUCUAUUCUUCUACUCAGAUAUUUAUAAUUAAUCGAAACUUUUUGAUAAACCGACAAUCAGAAUAUUUUUUUUCAAUGUCGUAGUUCUAUCGUAUAUCUUUGAGAACGAGCUACUACUGUUCACAUAGAUUUCGUGCAGAGUAUCUGUCCGACGUACAAGUAACUUAUUUAAUUAUUUAAUUUCUUCAAAAGAACGUAUCCCUCUUUCUCUCUCUCUCUCUCUCUUUUCUUCAAUACCUAAAUAUGUUCCAAAUUGCAGCAAAUUAAUUGAAGUAUAGGAUACAAAGAGAACAUAUUUCUAACGAGUUUUCGAAUUAUUCAUUAGUUUUCAUUCAUAAGAGAAAUACUAAUGAUUGAUAUAACACGUCAUUGUGUAUCUAGCACGGUUCGUUUCCACAUCACCAAUCACCUGCCUCCCCCUCGUUCACGUAACUUAAAGAAUCGUAUUUGUCCUUAUCUUCUACGACCUCCGAAAUAAUCUUACCGAUACACGCAAACUUUGAUUUGUUUAACGGAACUGAUUGUACGAAGCCACGAAGAAAGCGCACUUCAUAAUGUCCUCCAUUCGAGCGCAAUUCCAUGAUCAAUUUUAUCGAAUAAUCAUUUAUAUGAACUAUGAUUAAUCUUAUCGAUUACAUAAGUAUUAUCGCUUGCAACGAAUUAUAAGCAACAAUAAGAUUCGAAUAAUGUACGAUUAUUAUAUACGAACACAAAAAAGAAAAUUAAUUAAAAAUAAAUGAAUGAUAUUGAAAAAAGAAAAAG
This is a messenger RNA of Polistes canadensis, 6161 nucleotides long. RefSeq names its product neither inactivation nor afterpotential protein C (gene ninaC). Bases 412 to 5310 code for a protein of 1632 amino acids. Gene Ontology annotation, biological process: protein phosphorylation. Gene Ontology annotation, molecular function: ATP binding; protein tyrosine kinase activity; cytoskeletal motor activity. Gene Ontology annotation, cellular component: myosin complex. The record is from RefSeq and is a predicted model, not a curated record. The transcript is spliced from 24 exons. NCBI's taxonomy places the organism in Eukaryota, Metazoa, Arthropoda, Insecta, Hymenoptera, Vespidae.